Larimichthys crocea (large yellow croaker) is the source of this 1538-nucleotide messenger RNA. Its product is annotated as kelch domain-containing protein 1. Gene Ontology annotation, molecular function: protein binding. Lineage: Eukaryota; Metazoa; Chordata; Actinopteri; Sciaenidae. The transcript has 14 exons. The record is from RefSeq and is a predicted model, not a curated record. Bases 197 to 1408 code for a protein of 403 amino acids.
UUAAAACACACACACACAGCUCAAAGCCUAAAGGUGUUAUAUGAGUGAGGUGGUGUGUAUCAUCAGCUGAUGGGAGGAGGAGUAAAGCCGAGCCUGUAAAACUCGUUCCGCAACCUGUGCGCUCCAGUCGGCUUUCUCUGUGCGCAGCAGCCGGAGCUGCAGAGACAGAGACAGGCAGAGAAGGAGAGAGUUUGGGAUGGAUGCUGCGGAGGAAACCGCCCCGGUGAGCCGGCUGGAGAGGAGCAGCCACACGGCGUUCAUAGACAACAACACUCUGUUUGUCUGGGGAGGUUACCAGGUAGUUGCUGGAGCGGACGUCAUGUUGCCCGGUGACGAGAUAUGGCUCUGUGAUUUGGACAGCGGGACGUGGGAGCAGAAAGAGAUCACCGGAGACAAACCUCCAGACUUAUCAGACUUCUGUGGCGCUCAUGUUAACGGCACUCUGUACAUCUUUGGAGGAUGCGACCCCGUCGGAUACACAAACCAGAUGUUCAGUCUUGACCUCACGGAGCAGCUCUACUCAUGGAAGAUGGUGACCGACACCAAUGGAACGACGCCGUCACCGCGAAACAAACACUCCUGCUGGGUGCACAGAGACCGGUUAAUCUACUUUGGUGGGUAUGGAUGUAAGACCAUUGGGGAGGUACGAAACACAUCAUCGACAAGCUUCAUUGUGGAGGAGAUGUCCUGGACGGCAAUAGGAAACGCGUUGUUCAGGUGUUGGGGCUGGAACAAUGAAGUCAACGUGUUUGACACACAUACUGCUACGUGGAGCAUGCCAGAGACCCGGGGUCCUGUUCCUGCCCCCAGAGGCUGCCAUGCGAGUGCCCUCCUGGGGAACAAAGGUUACAUCUCUGGUGGUGUGGAAACGGCAGCGUUGGACAUGUUCUGCUUGGACCUGGAGACCUGGACCUGGACUCAAUUUGACCUCUCACAGUCCUGUACACCUCUGGGCCGCUCCAUGUUCACCAUGACGUCCAUAUCGGAUCACACACUCUUCAUAUACGGAGGUCUCGGCACAGACGGAAACACUCUCAACGACGCCUGGCAGUUUAACACUCAAAAGAAAGAGUGGACCAAGAUGACACACCCACACAAGGACAAGCCCAGGGUGUGUCACACGGCGUGCCUGGGAAGUGACGACGAUGUUGUUGUGUUCGGGGGAAGCAGCGACAUGCACUUCCUCAUGGACUCGAUGACUGUUCUGAGGGCUCCGUCACAAAACCACUGCAAAGACGUGCUCAUCUUCCAGACCCAGCCGUACUCCCUCUACAGAUUAUGUGAAGACUUCUUAGGAAGAAACCCGGAGCUGUUCGGGCUGCUGCUCGACUGGCUGCCACCAAAACUGCGCAACAAAGUCGACAAGCGAGUGGCGUUUUUCUCUGCUGCGACGCCUGUUAGAGCUUGAAUAUGUUUUAUUUAUAAGUGACGAGAUUCUGAGCCAAUCUGUUUUCAUGUUUAAAGACUUAAAAAAGGUGCUAUUGUUUUAACUUAAACAUAAUUUGUAAAUAAAGUGUUUGUUGCCUUAUUUUAAACAA